Molecule: messenger RNA, 2685 nt
Organism: Nematocida major
Lineage: Eukaryota; Fungi; Microsporidia
Exons: 1
Coding region: 1-2685 (894 amino acids)
Source: RefSeq, a predicted model, not a curated record
AUGAAAGAACACAUCAAAUUGCUUGUUCUGUGUUUUUUUGGGGUUAUUAGCGCCCGCCUUUCCUUUUGGGAUAUAUUAAACGUGCAAAAAACAAAAAUAGGCGACACAGAGUUGGUUGCCAACACAGAGGGCCCGCUCAACUUGACCAGAGGAUACAUAUAUCAUCAGCAGGGGUUUAUGCACAACAAGCGCUUUUUUUCUCCGGAAAUACAGACAAGCUACAGUGUUCAUUUGGAGUUUGCGCCAAUCGAUGUCGAAGGAUUGGAUGACAGCGAUGAAAGCUCUGAAGUGUAUGUGUGUACGAGAACGCCUGUCAAAGAUUGGGCAUACAUGCACAGCUCCAGCAGCCACACAAAGUUCAAAAGCAACAAGGGUAAGCUGGAUUACUUGACGCAGUAUCACAGACAGCUUAUUAAAAUGUUCCCGUCGGCCACGGGAGUCCUGUCCAUUGAGGCCGGGCGAGCAAACUCUCUUCUCCGCUUCCUCCGUGCAGAGCAUGUGCGCGCGCACGCCCUCCACAUUCUUGCGGCUCUUUUGCUGCUGAGUGAGGGAGCCGACGUGCCAAUUGAGUGCGCACAAAAUAAAAUUGUGCUAAAGCAGAGCAUAGGCCCGCCUGUUUUUUCUCUGAGCAUAAAAGUUCCUGUAUAUGACCUGCAAAAAAACUGCACAAAAGUAGUUUCGCAGUAUGAGGCAGUGGAUGCAGUGCAGUUUUUUAAAGCAAACAGAAAACUCAGGAGCUGCGACCCCAGCACCCUAGAGGAGCUUGCAACAGGAAGCUUUCUGAACAGUCCGCAGUUUCUCAUACAGGCCUACAUUUUUGACUUUAUAGAGAGCGUGCAAGACGGGGCCCGCUUCAUUUCGAUUGUGCACGAGCUGAUUACAGACCUUUUAUGUGCAAAAAAGACACAGGGCGCGCCUCCACAGGAACUAGAGUGCUUGGAGCGCCUCUUUAAAAAGCUUUUUUCCUCCUGCGUUGCGCGCAAGGACAAAACAUGCGCGAUAAGCGCGCUGGAAGAACUCCAGAGAGCGCUAGAAACCACAAAAAAGUUUCCGUUUUUAAACGAAUGCCAGAUGCCUGUAUACAAAAAAGUUCCCAUAUACAUACGAAAAACUAGAAGCUUUGAAACGGGCGAUCUGAACAGCUUCAGCAACUGCGCCGAAAUGAGUCUUUAUUCGCUUUUUUGCUGCCUUGCAUACAACCCAAGCACCAGCAUGUACUGCCUGGAUGCAAUGCCCGGGGCGUCUCCAGACCUGCAGUGGUUUUUUAGCGCGUACAAAACCCCCUUAGAAACCACGCCUCUGGAGGUGCAGAUCGCUUGGAACCGGGUGGUCUCUGAUCUGCCGUGCAAGAGGAUUGUUUACGUGCACAGGCAGAAUGAGAUUCGCUGGGGGCUCUUGAACUUUUUGAUGGUGGUUGUGCACGUUGCGGGCUUGCCAGUUUCCGAAAAAAACACUAUUUCUGCUUUUAUUGAGGAAGUAAACACAAAACAGCGCAUAAGCAACGCGACCAUUGAGGAAAUAAAAAAAUACACGAAAAAAACGCUGGCCGACCUCUCCCUAAACAAAAACGUGGAGGUUUCUUUCAGAAGCCUGGCCAAAGCCACAGACGCGUGCAGCAACAAAGCAGACCUUUCUGGAGAAAUCCACAUCAAGCACACGUACAAAAAAACAGUGCGCGGAAUUGUCCUGGAUCUGCGCUUUCGGCACUCUAGCGCCAAAUUUCUGCAUAUAUCAGAAAUGCACCCAGAAAGCGAGCUGCGGUGUUUUGCAGACGCAGCAGGCGUUUAUAGAAAAAAGGCAAACACACACUUUGGGGUGCUGCUUGCACACUAUAUAAACCAAACAAUUUUAAGCCUGCAGCCAAGCAGCGAGAAGAGCCAGAAAAGCCUUUUGAAGGCGGUGCAGAGCGCGCAGAAAGACGCCAGCAUAAAUCGGCUUUUCAUGUUACAGAAAAUUGACAGCCAGGACUUCAAAGAAGCACUAGUGGAGUACUGCACGCUUUUCUUCCGCACGCACGCCGAAAAAAGACCGCCCAACCACCCAAUCACACAGCUCGUCUCCAACAUCCUGGGAAGUGUUUCCCUUGCAAAUGAAGACACGCUGCAUACGUUUCUGGCCGCGCCCGUGUUUGCAGGAGACUUCUGCGUGCCACAGACAUAUCCAAAUAUAAAGCUCUCUGAAAAGAGAAAAGCGCAGAUAUUUAAAGCUGGGGAAACGUUUUCCAAAGUAGUCAUGCACAAAGAGUAUGCUGCCCUCGCGGGCAUGGCAGAAGAGUUCAUGCAAAAAUACGCCACGGUGGUUGGCACGCCUAUGCGGCUGAGCGAUCUAUUGAACAUGGAGUUUACAAUGGAGCAGCUUUUUGGCUGGCUUUUCCGGGACAACAGAGAGGACUGCGCGCACAAGGCUGCAGCGGCCUUGCAGGGGGAAAGCAGAGAAGAAGACCGGCGCGCGCUUAACAUCCUUUGGCUUGCAUUUGCAUGCAGCAAAAAGGCCCAUAGCCUCGGGCUGGUUCAAAAUCUAUACGAUGCAGUGGCCUCUGACCCCGAAAACACAGACAGCAGCGCUGUCCGGCCGUACUGCGAUUGCUGGGGCGAUGUGCCUGAGACUCUGGAGCGAUACAAAGAGGCUCUUUCAAAAAGGCAUGGGGAGAACCAAUUUCAAAGCGUGCUAAGGCUAUUCAAAUGA